Molecule: messenger RNA, 3183 nt
Organism: Peniophora sp. CBMAI 1063
Lineage: Eukaryota; Fungi; Basidiomycota; Agaricomycetes; Russulales; Peniophoraceae
Source: the annotation of a GenBank genome assembly
AUGCCACCGGCAAGCACGCCGCCCACUAUAUCCAUCGUCGACUUAGACGUCUACAACACAGAUUUCUUGAGAUCCCAGCCGUUUAUAUGGCGCUCCCAGCUGUUCGGCCACCGCUUCGCCACCGCCUACGUUAUGGUUUCCGAUUUCGCAACAAGAAAGAAGAAAGAGACGAAUUAUGAAGAGCGAAUAAAGACGUACUGCGACCUGCUGUACGGAGAAAUGCUGCUGUACGAAGGAUCGGCGCCCACAAAGCCGGUUCACACCAUCGCUGGCUAUGCCAAGUUUCGCGCUGGGCUCGUAAUCUCAAUGAGCGGUCAUAACGUCGCGGAGGACCUUCGAAACCACUUCAUUAUCUCUCCCCGCCGCAUCGUCACGGGGGAGCCAGCCUUCACGGAGAUGGUGCCGUUGGGAAAGAUUCGGUGGUGGCUUCUUACGAGGUUCAACUGGCAGCUCACGAUCGACAGUAUACAGGCAGCCGCAGAUCGGCGACGGUUAUGGGCGCAGUGGUUGAGUGCUGAGGAGCAGGACAACCAGCUAUUAGCCGAGAUGGUGGACAAGUUCACGAAGCCUGGGAGCCGCACAGGUGCUCGAUCUCUCAGCGAGAGAAGUGCACUGAACCCAAAGACCCCUGUAUCUGAGCGCUCUGAUUCGGCAGAGUGGGAGGAAGAUCGUGAAGACGAUUCGGAGACCGACAGCCGCCCUUCCCUAGAGGGCUCACCGUCUACGAACGCUCCACGCGCGAGCGUUCCACAUGCGAGCCAGCCCGAAUCACUUUUUGAAAACGAGGAAGCUCAUCUUCGUAGCGUAUUCUCUUCCGUUCGGCUUAAUUCCUCGCCGGGUUUGGGCGAGAAAGCAAAGCGCGGGAAACGCAUUUCACACCUGAUCGACAACCUCGUCGAGAUGGUUCAUGAUCGUCUAGAAUCGGCGUUUCAGAGGGAAUGGGUCAAUGCGGAAGUAUGCUCCGGUGAAGACCUAUGGCAGAGUGCAAGUUUGUCAGGAUUAUCCGCCCACUCAGAGAUCGUAGCUCUCGAGCAACGCCUCGCCGCGGUAAAGGCAGAAACAAGGCGAGUUGUGCUCUCGUUCACCGAAUCAAGGGAUCCACAGUCCAAUCUAUCCACUUCGUCUGGUAGUCUCUCAGGAAGAGAUGAUGUAAACCCCAAGACAGCCACAGAGACUGCGAAAUCCUUGCCGCGCUCUUCAUCGCCGCCCCCCUCAAUGGCCAACCGUGCAGAGACCGCGAACCUAUCAUUUCCCUUGACAUUACUGCAAACUGCGAGGCCGCCAGCUACGAGACGUUCAAGCUCGGAGUUGAACGAGACACAACACGCGCUGGCCAACCCUCUUGAGGUCUUGGCGGUGCGCGAUCCAUCGGCGGAUAGGUCGGGCCCGCCUUUGCAGCUGUCCCCGGACUUGGCGGCUCAGGCCGCGGAGGAACCUGGCGGUCGCCGGUGUGUAGAGGAAUUCCCCAACUCCGCCCUAGUUGAGAGCGCGCCGCCCGGAACGUUCUCUGAACCGCAGUCGGUAACACUCGCGAAUGUUCGGCGUUCCCCUUCAUCGACGCCAGCACUUCACAUGCGCCCGAUUCCAGAGUGCGCCGAUCCCCACCGGCAAAGCCCCACCCCCACCGACGCGUCCAACAGCUUUAACCCGAUCUCAGACGGAAACAUACGCGCAUCUUCGUACGGGGACGUUGCUUAUGAUGGAGAGAAGUUACGGCCCCUGCAGGCAAUAAAGACGGCGGACGCAGAAGUCAAACCGACCGUCUCCACGGGCGACGAUACCUCCGUUGCUGGACAGGGUUUUGUCCCUCCCGAAGACCCAGGAGAGACGUCCAUGGACCAACUACUGGACGGCUGGUCGAGGUAUCUGCAGAGCACUUCACAAGACCACCCCUUAGACCCCUUGUCAAUGAACUUCGUUGUUCCUACAAGUUCAUCUUCGGCGCAUGCCUGGCCCCGAUCCCCCGAACUCUAUCCCGGCCGCGCGCAGGAUACUCUAGGAGCGGCUGAGGCAUCCGCGACCUCUCUUCAUGAUUGGCGGCUGGCUCCAGACCUUACGAUGGCCGACCUACAUCCUUUUGAACUUCCCUUUGCACACGGCACGAUUCCCUCAUCCACUCCGGAAAUGCCCGCGGGGCACGAGCCCGUCGCCGCCGGCAUUGUUAGGGAAAGCGGACCUUCGGGGGACCACGCCGCCCUCGAGGCGACAGGGGGCGGCCCGCCGCCGGACGCCUCGGCGGGCACUGGGUCGUGGCGGACGCUUGAUAUCACUCAAUCAGAAUGGACGCCGGACGAUGGUCAUCAGAUUGCUCAUCUGACGUCCACAGCAACGAACCGCGCGUUCCAGCAGCCUGCCGCGAUCGUCGAGACGACGCAGUCCGAAUACCCGCACGCCUUUCAGUCCUGGCCGAACGUCAGCACUCAGGAGCACGGCCGCUGUUCGCUAGAGGAGGACGCUAUGUCGCCGCUGACAGUGGCCAGCGACGAAGCCGCAAUUGAGUCGGACUCAGACGCGCCGAGACGCGCCGGGGUGGAACCAGAAGACGCACGCCGCGGCGAAGGGACCGCGUUGGAGAAGACGCCGCCGUUGACUUCCGCAGAGAUGCCCACAAGCGCCCCGUCACUUCCAUCGCACUUGCCGAAGGUUUCCACAAAUCCAUCCGCCGACCGCCGCCAGGCGGAUCGGAAGCGAUUCUCGUCGUCGGACGAGGUACAUGCGGAGAGAGAUGGACGUGCGCUCAGCCCUAUCGUAGAAGAACCAAUCAGUGCCGACGCACCUCGUACAAAGCGUGCGCGCCAGGAAUCUACUUGUGCGCCGUUUGCAGCAAGCGUCUUGAGGAGCGGGACCGACAGCGAACCCGGCCUCGAACCGACGCCGCCUGCCACAGAGAAGGGCAAAGCCCAGCCGCCCCUGUCGGGACCUCUCACGGCGCUUCCAGGAACUGGCCAGGAGCCACGAGCUUCGUCCCGCAAGCCGUCAGCCAAAGCGCCACCUUCCAAACGUUCUGCGACACGCUCUCGAGGCCGCCACGAACAAGUCCCCUCUCAGUCAAACCCGUCGCAGUCGGCACGCCAUGCUCCAGCGCGCCUAACACGCGAAGUCAUCCGGACCCGGAAGGUCUCAAAUACAGGCCAGUCACGGAUUCUGGGCGGUGGUGAAAACGUUUGUAUAGAAUAUCGAUAG